Molecule: messenger RNA, 417 nt
Organism: Lathyrus sativus (Indian pea)
Lineage: Eukaryota; Viridiplantae; Streptophyta; Magnoliopsida; Fabales; Fabaceae
Source: the annotation of a GenBank genome assembly
AUGGGCAGUGCAAAUAAUAAUCUGAAUGAGAUUAAUAUUGUAGCUAUAAAGGAGGGUCCCCGGCUUUCUAAUGAGCAUAUGAGGAUGUUAGAGAUGCCAGUUACUGAAGCUAAAUUCACUCAAGCCCUCAAUAGCAUCGGUGAUCUCAAAGCCCCGGGUGUGGAUGGAUAUGGUGCCAAAUUUUUUAAAGAGACUUGGAGCAUUGUUAAGGAAGAUGUGGUAAAGGCUAUUAUGGAGUUUUUCAACCAGAAUAAAAUGUACCCUACUAUAAAUGCUACUUUGGUUUCCCUCAUUCCCAAUGGUAAUUCUGGUAAGACCAUAAAAGACUUUCAUCCUAUUUCGGGCUGCACCACUAUUUACAAAAUUAGUGUCAAGAUUCUAGUAAGACCACUAAGAUCACGACGGGCGUCAUGGUGA